CCGCCCCCGGAGGCGCGGGUUUAAAGCUCUGGAAGCAGGGAGCGCUAGAGUCCGCCGCCAGCCGCACAGCCAUGGCCCGGCAGCCGGGGGGCGCGCGGCUGCUGGGUGGCCUCCUGCUCCUUGCCCUGCUUGCCGCCGGCGCGGCCCCCCUUGGCUGGGAUCUCCCGGAGUCCCGCGGCCGAGCCAUCAAGACCCGAGUGUACCCACGGGGCAACCUCUGGGCCACCGGUCACUUCAUGGGCAAGAAGAGCCUGGAGCUGGCUGGCCCUGCUCCACUGGGGACUGUUUCCCCUGCCAGCCCACGGGGCCAGAGGCUGCAGCUGAGUCACGAUCUGCUCGGGGUCCUGCUGCUACAGAAAGCUUUGGGCAUGAGCGUCAGCAGCCCCGCAGUCCAGGCCCAGGUGAGCCACGCCCUGCCCAGCACUGGGGCCAGCAGGGCUCAGCCAGUGGGGGGAACCAUCACUCAGUGUUGGACAUACAGCUUGGUGAUGGCUGUGGAGCCCAGGUCCUCCCUCUAGUCAGGGGCUCAGAGAGGGGAACAUUGCAACAAGGAAGCUGACCCCCCGCCCCAGCAGACAGCCAUGCACAAGCCCCUGCCCCUCCUCCACCCGACCACUGGCAGGAUCUCCUGGUCCUGACAACUUUGCCCUCCCUACCACGUGCCCCCUGCUGCACUGACCACAUCCACCUUUACUGGGCCCUGCCCAGACUUGUAGCUAGAACUGGAACCCUGAGGCCUAGAGAUGUAGAGGGAAGCCAGCAGCCAAGCCAACACCUGGGCCUUCUUUUGUCUUGACCGUGCCCUUGGCAUUCCCGCACGGGCCUCUCAUAGCCAGCAGCAAGGCUUUGGUUAUAUGCAGCAUCUCUGAUCACCGCCCCCUCCCCUGAAGGGGCCUGCAGACAUCCCCAGAUGCCCCGUGGGGUGGAGAGAAGGGGAAGGUGCCUACAUUAUUGUGGGCUGUAAACCACUGACCCCACGCAAUCCAGCUGAGUGGUGGCCCUGGCUCCUGCUCCCAUCUCACCGUGAACCAUCUUACCUGGGACUUGGGGCCAUGCGUGGAAGGCAGAAUGAGAGCCUUGGGCUCCUCAUCACCCUGCUCCUUGGUAGCUGUGUGCCCCUAGGAAUGUCUCCACCCUGUCCCCUUCAUCUAAGAGAUGCAGAGGGUAACGGGCCUUCUCCCAGCCAGGGAGAUCAUUUAUGUCAUGUGCCCAGAACACCUCGGAGGAGUGGGAGCUGCUAGCAGUGCUUACUGCCACCUCCCCUUCACACUCUCUCUGUGUCUGGCAUGGAGUAUGCACAUUAUGGAACCGGACAACAACAGCAUUUCCUGAGCAAUCCCAGCAUCUGCCUCCAGCCCCAGCCAGCACCCCUGCCUGUAGCCCAAAGCCUCCUGCCAGCUCUCCAAGGGCUCAGGUGGGCGGACUGAGAGUCCCAAGGGCACCUCAGAAGGAGC
Molecule: messenger RNA, 1454 nt
Organism: Ochotona princeps (American pika)
Lineage: Eukaryota; Metazoa; Chordata; Mammalia; Lagomorpha; Ochotonidae
Gene: NMB
Product: neuromedin B
Exons: 2
Coding region: 72-518 (148 amino acids)
Biological process (GO): neuropeptide signaling pathway; positive regulation of hormone secretion
Cellular component (GO): neuron projection
Molecular function (GO): neuromedin B receptor binding; neuropeptide hormone activity
Source: RefSeq, a predicted model, not a curated record